AUACACACUUUGGGAAUUCUACCCGCGUCUUCCAGAACAUUGCGUCUGAUUCAGUUCAAACAAAGAUGCUUGUCAACACAUACUAAUUCGCAGAAGUAUGAUCACUUCUUCCGCUAUACUAGUGUUCAACGUCGAGGCACUCAAGCGCAUUGCAAUCGAAAGUGUCGGUGCUAAAUCUUGCUCUUCAAUGACCAAGAUAAGCGAGUCGGGUUACAACAGAGUGUUCAAGUUGAUAAUGGAUAACGAUUCCGUUGCUAUUGCACGCAUCCCCCUUCGAAACCUUUGUCCAGAUUCUAGAGCCACAGCUUCUGAGGUAGCAACUAUGGAUUUCGCUAGAACCAUUCUAAAUAUACCGGUUCCUAAAGUCUAUACUUGGAGCGCAGAGUCCAAUAACCCUGUUGACACAGACUACAUCAUAAUGGAAGAAGCACCAAGAAUAUCGCUGGCAGAUCGAAAUUAUGAGUGCUAUAAGAGUGUCGCGUCAAGAGAAGAACUUGCCACAGAACUAGCGUCAAGAAAAAAGUUCGUCGCUGAUAUAGUGGCCAUAGAGAAGAAGCUACUUUCUGUAGUCUUCAAACGCCACGGUAGUAUCUACUUUACUGAAGACUGGUUUUCUGGGUGUGAAAAGGCAGAGGUUUUGAAUGACAUACCCAUUGAAUUGAAGAAAGAAGUGGAAGAGCGUUUCGUAAUUGGUCCACGUGUAGAAGACACGUCAUGGAAAGAAGAGCUAUCAGCAUUGCGAAUCGACCACGGUCCCUGGAAAACUGCUCACGACUUCCUCAAAUCUCAGGCUAAUAAUCAGAUUAAAUGGUUGAGUCAAAGUAAUCUUCGAGAAUCGCCAAAGGACUCAUUUUUCUACUGCCAGCACUCUCCUGGUGCCCAUAUUGAUCUCUACAACAGAUUUCUGGACAUCCAUCGCUUUAUUACCCCAGAAGAUGCCAGGAUGACACAAUCUAAUCUUUGGCAUACCGAAAUUGAUUCAGACCGCGUCUUCGUUAAAGAUGGUAAUAUCACUAGUCGUAUUGAUUGGCAAUUUGCAUGGACUGGCCCCUUAUUCCUCCAAUUUGACGAUCCGGCUUUUACAAAGUACAAUCGUGCGAUGAAGUUAAAAGAUUUCAAGGAAGCUAGCCCGCUUGCACAUGACGGCAGCCGCGUCAGGCGUGUGGGUUUCGGGUUCUCCAGAAAGGAUCUAUACGAAUUAGAAAUCGCUGAACAGAGUUCCUUACUCAACAAAAUGAAGAAUGUGCCUGCUGCAAAUAUUGUGAAAUUGAGACAACGUUUGAUAAAGCUGGAAAGAAAUUGGGGUAAAAUGGAAUUCAACAUUCCCUGCCCAAUUCAUUUUACAGAAGAAGAGGUACAAAACCACAUACAGGAGGUCAAUGCAUGGGAGGACAUCUCCCAGUUCUGGGAAGAAAUGAAAGAAUUCAUUGACAAAGAUGGUUAUAUCUCUAAUGAAGAUUAUCAAGAAGGCCUUGAGAGCUGGCGUAUUGAGCGAAGUGUGUGCAUUGAAACCCCUGUUACUAAAGGCUGUGUUUACACUUCGAAGGAGAUAGUGGAGGCAUUUGAGAAGAGCACUAAAUGGAUUGAGAAAAAUGGAUGGGAGGUGCUUAGAAAGCGUGUAUUACUGUAUGGUGAUGGAAUAAUUCCUGAGUCUAGAGCAUUCAGUAGGAGCAUUUAUGUCUAUUAG
Molecule: messenger RNA, 1687 nt
Organism: Botrytis deweyae
Lineage: Eukaryota; Fungi; Ascomycota; Leotiomycetes; Helotiales; Sclerotiniaceae
Exons: 7
Coding region: 98-1687 (529 amino acids)
Cellular component (GO): mitochondrion
Source: RefSeq, a predicted model, not a curated record